Messenger RNA from Clupea harengus (Atlantic herring), 3081 nucleotides. Its product is annotated as solute carrier family 22 member 6-A-like. Gene Ontology annotation, molecular function: transmembrane transporter activity. The record is from RefSeq and is a predicted model, not a curated record. Lineage: Eukaryota; Metazoa; Chordata; Actinopteri; Clupeiformes; Clupeidae. Bases 985 to 2700 code for a protein of 571 amino acids. The transcript is spliced from 10 exons. Gene Ontology annotation, cellular component: membrane. Gene Ontology annotation, biological process: transmembrane transport.
UAAUGAAAUGGUCAUGAAGAUGUUAAACAUGUGAAGUGAUGAGUCUGUUUUGGUCUGUUUUAUGGUGAUUUGGAUAAAUUAAUUAAAUGAGGUGAAGAGUUGUUUUUUUUGCAACAAAAUUGUGCACUGAUAAAGUCUUGUAAACAUCAAGGGGUGAGAGAUGUAAUAAGACUAAGGAAUUGAAAACUGACGAAAAGGGUGAAACCUACACACACAAGAUCAACGCAUAGGAUACACUGAGAAAGAGUCAAAAUCUCGUAGGCCCACCAUUAAAGAUUUCUUCAACAAAACAUAUAUGAACAGCGUAGACUAAUUUGUACAGUCAAAGCCCUGAAGUCGGUUUGUUGGUGGAUUAUUAUGUCAGUGGGUUCUGAGCGCUUAUUUGUCCAACACAAGCGCUUUAUAGAAAUUCCACUGAGGGAUUUAAGUUUUUUUUUUUUUACCACAAUAAUAACAUGAUUACCGAUUUUUAAUUACAGAGGAAGUGCAGAGAAAAACUUUAGGCCUACCAGAUAUCCAUAAAAAAAUGAAUAAAUAAGUUUCUCUGUGGCACAACCUUCAGAAAAUGUUGUGGACUUUAAUUACAGCUGGACGUAAAAAGAUCCAGUUAGGCAUGUUUCUUCAAGAAGGGAAUACUGAGUCCUAAGUCUCCGCCGAGAAAGGUAGGCAAUGCAUCUUCAAAGCGGACCAUGACCCUACUGUGUUGCGCUUCUAACAACCAUUAACCCUUGCAUUGAUCAUUUGCAGUGAUGGAAUCAUUGUACAGCUUCGAGGUGUGACAACCCCAUUAUAAAAACUGGAGUCCAUACAAUACGACUAAAUUAAAGGAUCUUCACCCAAUAAGCAAAUAAUUUCAAGGGAGUGCAUAAUGUUCUGCCGGACAAAUUGAAUUAUUGAAAACAAUAAUUCCAAAUAUACCGCUUUAAUAGUGCAUUCAAAUUACUUUGAUGAAACUAGUUUCCAACUGCUGCAGAGACCUUCAAAAUGGGAUUUUCGGAUAUUUUGGACGAGAUUGGUGGGUUUGGACGGUUCCAGUGGAUUCACGUCAUAUUAUUGUCCAUUCCUGGUCUACUUAUGCAAAAUCUGCUUAACAACUUCACAGCUGGGAUUCCAGGACACCACUGCGCAAUACCAAACAUCUCCAACCGCACAAAUGAUCAGAAUAUCACUGCGGAACAACUCAGUACAGAUCAACUUCUUCGCGCAUUUAUUCCAGUCGACAAGAGGUCGUCCAAGUUUACAAAAUGCACAAGAUAUGUAGAACCGCAGUGGCAUCUAGCAGGUGUGAACAUCACUGGAACAAAUUUUACUGAGCCUGAGACGGAGACUUGCCUAGAUGGAUGGACUUACCAAAAGACUGAAUUUAUCUCCACAAUAGUUUCAGAGUGGGAUCUGGUUUGCACCCUGCAACCUCUGAAGCAGAUGACUCAGACCAUUUAUAUGGGUGGGGUGCUUUCAGGUGCAAUCAUAUUCGGGGGCCUAUCAGACAAGUUUGGUCGAAGGGCCUUGCUCAUUUGGUCUUAUUUCCAGCUGGCAGUGCUGGGAACAUUCACAACCUUCGCAACCUCCUACGUGGCCUACUGUGUGUUACGGUUCUUGUCAGGCAUGGCAGUGUCUGGGAUCAUCCUCAACGCAGUCUCCCUCAAGGUGGAGUGGAUUCCCACUAAGACACGCACUCUGGUGGGGACACUGUCUUCCUUUUUCUUUACCUUUGGCCAAAUGGUCCUGGCAGGCGUAGCGUACAGUCUGAAGGACUGGCGAAAGCUGCAUGUGGCUGUCUGCUCCCCCUACUUCGUCUUUGCCCUCUACAGCUGGUGGUACUCGGAGUCUGCUCGCUGGUUGGUGCUGAAUGGCAAAUCUGAGGAGGCCAUCAAACAAAUUCACAGAGUGGCCAGAAUUAAUGGCAAGCCGGAAAUGGUGGAAAAGAUCAAUAUGGAGUAUUUGGAAUCCCACAUGCACAAAGAGAUGCAGUCCAGUAAGACCACCCACACUGCAUAUGACUUACUGCGCACCCCUGUGAUGAGAAGAAUAUCAAUAUGCCUUGUUGCUGUCUGGUUUUCCACAAGUUUUGCCUAUUAUGGGUUGGCCAUGGAUUUGCAAAAGUUUGGAAACAUCUACGUGAUGCAGUUGCUAUUUGGAGUUGUGGAUAUCCCUGCCAAGCUGCUGGCUCUGACGAUGCUGAGCUUCCUUGGACGGCGUAUCACCCAGGCCUCUUGCCUCCUCAUCUCUGCUGUACUCAUCUUUGCCAACAUUUUCAUCUCUCAAGAAUUCCAGACGGCUCGGACGGUGUUGGCAGUUCUUGGGAAAGGUUUCACCUCUUCCUCUUUCACCUGUGUCUACCUGUUCACUGGGGAACUGUACCCCACUGUCCUCAGACAGACAGGCAUGGGGUUCACCUCCACCAUGUCCAGGAUAGGUUCCAUGGCGGCCCCCGCUGUUCUGAUUCUGGAUGAGGUGCUGCCUGCCCUGCCCAGCAUCGUCUAUGGAGGGGCUGCCGUGAUUGCUGGAGUUUUUGCCCUCUUCCUACCUGAGACACUCAAUGUUCCUCUACCUGAAACUGUAGACGACGUAGAAGAAAAAUGGUCAAAAAAGCCGCACGUACAGAAACAGAUUGAAAAGGAGAGUGUGGCCCUACAAGACAUGAAAGAGGGAGGAGCAGAAUGUGAAGACGGGAAAACUUCUGGACUUAAUGCUUUAUGAAUACUGGCAUAUGUACAUUAACAUAUUGACUGAUAUAAGUUUAAUGGAAAGGAAUCAGGUGUCCUUCACCCGUAUAGUAAUGUAUAAACGUACCAUUGCCUCUGGAAAAAGAUAGAAAGCAAUUGUUCUUGGAUUAAAAUGUUACAUGGGCUUUACUGGUAAUCUACUCUGCCUUGGUUGUUUUCUAAAUGUUCCAAAGCCUGAACUACAAGGAAGUCAUUUAAUGGGACUAAACUCACCAUUCCUUUUUUAACGUUGGCUUAGAUGAAAUAACUGUAACAGACUGACAGCGUAGAUCACCACUGACAUUUCUCAUCAACCUUUUGUAAACAUUGAUUUUAUGAUUUUUGAAAGCAGUUUAUUAUUAUGUAUGUGUUACGA